Anguilla anguilla (European eel) is the source of this 2458-nucleotide messenger RNA. It is a transcript of the gene rer1, whose product is annotated as retention in endoplasmic reticulum sorting receptor 1. The record is from RefSeq and is a predicted model, not a curated record. NCBI's taxonomy places the organism in Eukaryota, Metazoa, Chordata, Actinopteri, Anguilliformes, Anguillidae. The transcript is spliced from 7 exons. The coding region runs from base 79 to 669 and encodes 196 amino acids. Gene Ontology annotation, biological process: protein retention in ER lumen; retrograde vesicle-mediated transport, Golgi to endoplasmic reticulum. Gene Ontology annotation, cellular component: Golgi membrane.
UGCUACGGAAGCAGUGACGUGUUCACAUUGGGGGCGACCUGGAGCUCGUAGUGACACAGCGGCAGCCGCGGAAACAGAAUGUCAGAAGGGGACAGUGCUGGAGACUCGAUCCAUGGGAAGCCAUCGGCCAUCGGAACCUUUUUCACGCGGGUGGGACAGAUUUACCAGUCGUGGCUAGACAAGUCAACACCAUUCUCAAUUGGGCGAUGGGCAGUGACUGUUCUUCUAGCUGCCAUAUACAUGAUAAGAGUGUACAUAUUACAGGGUUGGUAUAUAGUUACAUACGCUUUGGGAAUUUACCACCUCAACCUGUUCAUUGCAUUCCUGUCACCAAAAGUGGAUCCGUCACUAUUGGAUGAUCCAGAUGAAGGACCUGCUUUGCCUACGAAGCAAAAUGAAGAAUUCAGGCCUUUCAUCCGGAGGUUGCCUGAGUUCAAAUUUUGGCAUUCUGCAACAAGAGGCAUUGUCAUUGCAAUGAUCUGCACAUUCUUUGAGGCCUUCAACGUUCCAGUUUUCUGGCCAAUACUCGUCAUGUACUUCAUCAUGCUGUUCUGCAUCACCAUGAAGAGACAGAUUAAGCAUAUGAUCAAGUACAGAUACCUGCCAUUCACACAUGGAAAAAGGACAUACAGAGGCAAGGAGGACACAGGGAAAACUUUUGCUAGUUAAACAAUUUCUGAAAUGACAAAAAGUCAUAAUCAAUAAGUGGUGGGCAAGGGAUGGGAUAGAAAUAAAAAAUAAGUCAUGGAAAAGAGCUUUGAUCCACUGUGACAGUGUUUGGUAGAAGGGAAGGUUGUGUGAGCAGAUAAUGCUUGCUUUGAUUGAAAGAAUAUGGUGUGUGUGCGCUAUGGAGAAAUUGGCAUCAGUUAAAUUUUUUUGUGGAUGAAUGCAGUGUAUUCUUCGCCUUGCUGUGUGGUAAUGAUUGUACAGGAGUUUGUUUAGUUAUAGAUUGCUAUGAAUCGCCCUUGUGCUCUGCUCAGCACUGUCUCAUUGGUGACAUUCUUCUCGUGACAUUCUGUGAUUUAUUGGGGGGGGGGGGGGGGGGGCUGCAUUUUUAUCCAUAACCUCUGGUCAAGUCAUGAUCCAACCAUUGUGGCUUCUGUUAGUCUAUUGAUUGAAAAAUCAUUAAUGUAGAAGAGAAUUCUAUUAGAUCUAUAUGUAUUACUCAUGUCAGUUAUUUAUUACAGUUUUGUCUGUCAAAAGACUCAGAGUUUACCAUAAUCAGCACAUACUGAUUUUUGCCUUGGUAAUAACUUAUUUGGCUGUAUCAUCCAGACCACUGCUGCAGGCAUCUGACACGAUCACUUACACCUCCCAUCUCGCUGAACAUUAGCAUAAAUAGUUUCUUUAAGGUAUUGCAGUCUGCCCAGAUAGAGUGGAGCUCGAGUGCCAAAAUGGAGGAAGUAAUUGGAAUCCACACUGUCCUACUCCUCCUGUAGUCGUUUAUAAUGCUUCAGUGCAGCCAGACUCGUGCCCUUCUGUUCUCUCACCGCUCGCUGUAGGUUUGGCCACAUGUCACUUGGCAAACUGAGAGUGCAACUGUGCAGCUCAUUUUACCUCAUAGUCCCUGUGCUAAGCAAAUCAUUCCCCCUAGAUUAGUAUUAACUCUCUCAUCGUGGUCUGAUCUCAUGUGAAAUGAAGUACAACGCAGGGUUUUACUUGCGACCAGAAGAGAUUUUUCUUUUUCUUUUUUUUAAAUCCUUUUUUUAUUUUUAUUUUUACAAUGACCUUUUACCUACCAAAGAUCUAAGUAGGUACUGUUCAGUUAGUUUUCUUUAAAAGACCAGAAUUUAGUUACAUAGCUAGCUGUGCUAUAAAUCUUCGGGGAGGGGUCCAUUCCAUUAAGGUAGCAUAGAGUCCAGUAGAGUCAUGUUAAUUUUUUGGCAACCUGUCAUUAUUUUUUUAUUGUAUCUAAUCAUUCCAGACAAAAACAUUUUCUCCUUUCUCUCUUUCUUUGCAGAGCAAACAUAAGACAAGUUGCUUUCUUUUAGUUUUGGGGUCUUGCACAUUGGAGAGGGAUAUAAAGAAUUUUUAAACCAUUUUUGGGGCAGUUUUAUUCAAGGUUUUGUGAUAAAAUGGCUUGUAUUUGAAAACCUGGGAGAAAAUCUGAAAACCUGGAUCACCACUGUAGAGAAGGAUCAAAACAUUCUUUUUCCUGUCAAAGUGCAUCAUGUUUUCAAAGGGUUUUAUUGAUGAUUUCUGUAUUUUGAAGGUUAAAUACUUUGAAAUUAUUCUGAACACCUUUAAAGUAAAGGUAAAGUUUCAAAAUGUGGAAUUCAUAAUGUUCUCGAAAACAGUAAAUUCAGUACUGGCUUUAUAAAAUGUUUCUCAAUUGACAAAUUGCAUGUUUUUUUUUUUUCAUGUACUACAGGUUUAAAGAUAAAAGACAUGAUUUUAAUAUCUCAGUGUAAUUUUUCACUCCAAAUGCUAUUAAAGAGACAUUGUCCCUUUAAAUGUG